Molecule: messenger RNA, 795 nt
Organism: Malurus melanocephalus (red-backed fairy wren)
Lineage: Eukaryota; Metazoa; Chordata; Aves; Passeriformes; Maluridae
Gene: CRYGS
Product: crystallin gamma S
Exons: 3
Coding region: 217-753 (178 amino acids)
Biological process (GO): lens development in camera-type eye; visual perception
Molecular function (GO): structural constituent of eye lens
Source: RefSeq, a predicted model, not a curated record
AUGGCGAAGCCUUCCUUUAUUCCAUAAUCCUGUUUGCUUUUCUGGAAAUCGGCUAUAGCCUCAGAAUCACUGACUCAAUUUUUGGAUCCUAUUCUCAUGACAAAGCGGCUGUCUGGUUUAAAACAAGCCCGUUAUAAAAAGGGCACCUCGGAUCCUGGCUGUUUGUAACAGCUGCUGACGUUCCUCCGGCACAGGGGAGCUUGGCUGGAACGGAAAAUGUCCAGGGCUGGAACCAAGGUCACCUUCUAUGAAGACAAGAACUUCCUCGGCCGUUACUACGAGUGCGACAGCGACUGCCCCGAUUUCCACACGUACCUGAGCCGCUGCAACUCCAUCCGCGUGGAUGGCGGCACCUGGGUGGCCUACGAGAGACCCAACUAUGCUGGCAACAUGUACGUGCUGACCCACGGCGAGUACCCCGACUACCACCACUGGAUGGGCCUCAACGACCGCCUGGGCUCCUGCAAGUACAUCCAGAUCCCAAGCGGAGGCCGAGGCCACAUCCARGUGUUCGAGAAGGGGGAUUUUGGCGGGCAGAUGUUCGAAGCCACCGAAGACUGCCCCUCCAUCAUGGAGGAGUGGCACAUGCGUGAGGUGCACGCCUGCAGGGUGCUGGAGGGCGUCUGGGUGUUCUACGAGCACCCCAACUACCGGGGCCGGCAGUACGUGCUGCCCAAGGGGGAGUACCGCAAGCCCGUGGAGUGGGGAGCGGCCAGCCCCGCCGUCCAGUCCUUCCGCAGCAUCUCCGAGUGACCCGGCCCCGUGCCCGGGCUGACACACCCYCCCAAUAAAGCA